This is a messenger RNA of Rhodamnia argentea, 3401 nucleotides long. RefSeq names its product protein WHAT'S THIS FACTOR 1, chloroplastic. The coding region runs from base 331 to 1788 and encodes 485 amino acids. Lineage: Eukaryota; Viridiplantae; Streptophyta; Magnoliopsida; Myrtales; Myrtaceae. The transcript has 3 exons. Gene Ontology annotation, molecular function: RNA binding. The record is from RefSeq and is a predicted model, not a curated record.
UCCCCCCCACUCAAACAGAGCAUAAUCUCUCUCUCUCGCUCGCCUUCUGGCCACACAUCUUCUUCAUACUCUGUAUCUCUGUUUCUCUUCGACUCUGCCUUCCUGGGUCAGUCUAUAAACAGCUCGAGUUCGUGUGACGAGGCCCAGAACCGCAAGGUCUUAUCAAGGGCUAUCAUUUUGCUUUAACUUGCUCAGGAGAACUCGUAUUUAUAGUUUCGCCUAAGUCCAGCUGAAAUUGGCAGGAGGGUGAUCGAUGUCGUUAUCCCAUGUUUGCCUGUGAUACCACAGGAGGUUAAAUACCUAUAAACCUAAACAUUAUCAGAUAUAAUCAUGGAGUUUUCUCUCCCUGUCUCAUCCCAUAAAGAUCGGCUCAUCCCACGAUUCAAGUCCAACUUCCUUCCUCCAAUUUCUCCUUUAAAGUUUGCGAGGCAUCAUUUACUUUUCAGGCACACUAAUAAACAGUAUGCAUACAGUUGUCCUUGCUGUUCAUUGCUGAAGAUCGUUAGGAAUCCUUCUCUGGACAAGCAUGUGGUGAGGCAAAACAAAAUUCGCUUUGUUCAGAAACUGAAAACACUGCUCCUUUCUAAGCCCAAACACUUCAUCCCACUUCAUAUUCUUUCUAAGUGCCGGUCCUACCUUUCACUCUCGAAGCCUCGCUCUAUUCUCUCUAUGAUACGUCGAUAUCCAACUAUUUUUGAGCUCUUUACCAUCCCUACACCACCGACACCAUUCAAUGCGACAAAAUCAUGCUCACAGCUCUGUGUUCGUCUCACGCCAGCUGCAUCUGCUCUCGCAGCCCAAGAGUCCAAUCUCAAGUCAGCUAUCUCCAAUGUCCUGGCUGCCAAACUGCAGAAACUUCUUAUGCUCUCUUCUCACCAUCGCCUUGUUUUAUCCAAACUGGUUCACCUUGCCCCUGAUCUGGGUUUACCUCCAAAUUUUCGCUCUCGCCUUUGCAAUGAGCAUCCAGAUAAAUUUAAGACUGUUGAUACAUCCUAUGGCCGUGCUCUUGAGCUCGUUUCGUGGAAUCCAGAGUUAGCUAGACCACUAUCAUUCACAGAAGUUGAUUGUCGUGAGCUCAUAGUGGACCGGCCUUUGAAAUUCAAGCGCUUAAAACUCCAGAAAGGGCUGAAUUUGAAGAGGCGCCAUCAGGACUUCUUAAUCAGAUUCAGGGAGUUGCCAGAUGUAUGCCCUUAUACCACUGGUGCAUCUGAGCUAAGCAAAGAAUCCGUUGAGGCAGAGAAGAGAGCAUGUAGCGUAGUACGUGAGAUUUUGGGCAUGACAGUUGAAAAGAGGACUUUAGUAGACCAUUUAACUCAUUUCAGGAAGGAUUUUGCUCUCCCUAAUAAGUUGAGAUCUAUGAUUAUAAGGCAUCGAGAUUUGUUUUAUGUGAGCUUGAAAGGGCAGAGGGAUUCGGUCUUUCUAGUUGAAGGAUAUGAUGACAAUGGUACACUUUUGGAGAAGGACCAGUCUUUAGUAAUUAAUGAUUGGCUAAUGGACCUUGUAAUGGAAGGGAAGAGGAUCAGAAGAGAAAGGAGAAAGAGUGAAAUGGACAAUGAUGACAUUGGUGAUUUUAUCGUGGAAUCCGAGGAGGCAUACAGGGACAAUGGGGAAUUUUCUGAUGAUGGUUUUGAGAAUUUAUUGGAGUCCAACGAUACUGAUUGGGAUAGUCAUUUUGAUGGUAAUGAUGAAAGUGAUGAGUUGCUGGGGGAAGGGGUGACGAGAGACUUUUGGAUUGCAGAUGGUUCUUCUAGUCUUGGAGAGAUAGACGUGCAUUCAGAAGCUUGGUGACAAGUGAAAAGUAAUGACAUUGUAAGUCCUUGAACACAGUUUUAAGGUAGGAUGAAGUCCUCAGUGGUACAAUUGUUACUAAAAACUCACAGAAACCAUCGCACAUCCUUCUUAGUGAUGCAAUUGAAUGGUUUCGUUUGGUCGUUAAUACUAGUUUCCUCAUUAUGCUAACUGAGCAAUGAUGUUGGUGACAGAUACUGAGCAAUUCCAGCUAACUUCCUUCUACAAAUGAUGACUACCACAGCUAGCAGUCGGUACCACCAGUAGUAUCAAUUGAAAUAUGCUACUAUGAGAAAGUUUCGACCUUUAGCCAGUAAGUAACAGCCACUAUCGCUGGCACAUGGGAUAUAUGCUUUGUUGCAAAAAGGAUCGGAUGAGCUGCUUACAUUCCAUCUGCUUGAAGUUCACGGCUUUCAAGCUUUGUGGAUGUUAUGAUUUGUUGCAUCUUAUGCUGGCUGAGAUGUAAUACUCUAUGUUGCAGGUUGCAAGUUCAGCAAGCAUAGCAGAAGUAGUGACAAAUGUGUGGAUGAUUUUUUAGCAACAUUGUCGGGUAUUUCGAACUUGAAUCAGUUUUGACUUGACUGAGAAGAAUAUGCUGGUUAGUUUUCUUCAAGCAGAUACUGAUUUGAGAAGACCAUGAGCGGUUAGUCUUCUUCAAGCAUGUGCUCAUUAGGAAGGCAAGCAGACAAACAUUGUCGUAGUGAGAUCAUUAGGUGGCGCUUUGGUUGGAGGCUGCAGAAAGAGUGUCACUGAUUGUGCUGAUGUUGCAGAGGCAAGGCCUAUUUGUCAAGCAAUUUAGUUAGCAGCGUCACUGGCUGCCGCAAACAGUGGGCCUUUCUUACCAUCGAAACUGACUCUACCACGGUCUAUUAUAGUUGCAGAGGGAAUGAGAUGGUUCGUAGUUGGAAGGUCAAGUUCAGGCAAAAUAAUAUGUGCAGUGGAUUCUAGUGUGUCGACAGGCAAAUGUAAGCUAUAGCUGUUUAGCUGCGGCUGUUAGAAGCUGGGAUGCCCCCAAUGGAUCAGAAUGGCAUACUGUCUCAAUUAUUACACUUUUAACUUGAAUUUACCUGUAAUCAGGGUAAAGUAUGUUUACUGGAGAGCGAAGUUGAAAUCAGUGACUAAUGGUGUAUGAUGGCACUUGGGCUAAAGUCACCGUGGAUAUUCCGUGCCGUGACGAUUACAUUGUGCGGUUGUGCCCUCAUGUUUUCAAGGCAAAACCAGGUAGCAAUUCGAGUUUGUAUGCCAUGACAUGGAGGUCGAUUAUGCGGGUGUUUUCUAACAACAGAUCCAGAUCUCGUGCAUCUGUGGUCGAACUCAUGUGUCGCGGAUGGCCUGCAUUUUCCUUUUCGGUGUUUCAACCAGCUAUAGAUCAAAUGAAUUGUGUGGUAGGGGCACGAAUGACAAGGGAUGUAUUCAUCUUUGGACGGAUCACCAUGAAGUAUCUUCUUGCUGUGCUGUAAUGAUCACAUACUCUCAGUAGGUAUAAGCAUUGAGACAGAAGCAAUCCCUUCAUUAGUUUUAACUUCAAAAUUGUCUUCACAACCUUUCAAUUCGUAUGAAUUGGCUUGGGAUGCUCCUAAUCAUGCGUAUGCUCUAUCCCUUUUUGGUCCUCU